Messenger RNA from Ylistrum balloti, 819 nucleotides. RefSeq lists its product as uncharacterized. Lineage: Eukaryota; Metazoa; Mollusca; Bivalvia; Pectinida; Pectinidae. The coding region runs from base 1 to 819 and encodes 272 amino acids. The transcript is spliced from 4 exons. The record is from RefSeq and is a predicted model, not a curated record.
AUGGAGACCUCGAAAAAGUACAAUGAGAAUGGAGCCAAGUGUUGCGAAAGGCGUUUCAAUGCUGUAGCCACGCCCCUCCAUUUACCGGUUAAGCGUCGCAAGGAAACAGAUGUAGACAGAAAAAACUUCCUUCAUCACACAGAGGGAGCUCUGACGUGGACACACACAAACCUAACCAAUCAACCAACCACCCCUACCCCACCCCCACCCCUACCCCCAUCACUCGCCCCUACCCCCAUCACUCGCCCCUACCCCCAUCACUCGCCCCUACCCCCAUCACUCGCCCCUACCCCCAUCACUCACCCCUACCCCCAUCACUCGCCCCUACCCCCAUCACUCACCCCUACCCCCAUCACUCGCCCCUACUCCUAUCACUCGCCCCUACUCCCAUCACUCGCCCCUACCCCCAUCACUCGCCCAAACCCCCAUCACUCGCCCCUACCCCCAUCACUCGCCCCUACUCCCAUCACUCGCCCAAACUACCCCCAUCACUCGCCCCUACUCCCAUCACUCGCCCAAACCCCCAUCACUCGCCCCUACUCCCAUCACUCGCCCAAACCCCCAUCACUCGCCCCUACCCCCAUCACUCGCCCCUACUCCCAUCACUCGCCCAAACCCCCAUCACUCGCCCCUACCCCCCAUCACUCGCCCCUACUCCCAUCACUCGCCCAAACCCCCAUCACUCGCCCCUACUCCUAUCACUCGCCCCUACCCCCAUCACUCGCCCCUACCCCCAUCACUCGCCCCUACUCCUAUCACUCGCCCCUACCCCCAUCACUCGCCCCUACAGAUGCACGAACUGAUAAUUCAUUAGAAUAG